AUGGCAAGCAAGAAGCAAGCGACGGACCUCUUCCUCCCCUCUCCUCCUCCUCCUCUUCUUCUUUUACCACCAGUCCAGCAAUCCACGGCCGGUGCGAAGUCGGCGGCCGCGGCGGCGGUCAUGCAGGACGCGGCGAUACUGGGCGGACUGGCCGCAGACGGUCCGGGGGAUGCUGGCCGGGAAAAUCUCCCCAACAUUGAUUAUCCCUCCUCUCGGAGCACUGCAGCAUGCACCCUGAAGACCGACUGGUCGACACUGUGGUGA
Colletotrichum higginsianum IMI 349063 is the source of this 264-nucleotide messenger RNA. RefSeq lists its product as uncharacterized. Lineage: Eukaryota; Fungi; Ascomycota; Sordariomycetes; Glomerellales; Glomerellaceae. The transcript has a single exon. The coding region runs from base 1 to 264 and encodes 87 amino acids. The record is from RefSeq and is a predicted model, not a curated record.